AUGCGUUCAAAGAAGCCCGUGUGGCUGCUGUUCAAGGUGCUCGAACUGGUGCUGAGCUUUUGCUGCUGCUACAUUCACUGGCGUUGCUUCCAGGACGAAGGCAUACCGCACAUAUUCCUGCUGUGCGAUUCCUACGGCGGCUCCUCCAUCAUCUGCCUGCUGGCCAUCAUCGGGAUGUUCUAUGCCGAGAAGCCGACAAUGCAGCUGGAGUCCGCCUUCAGCGGACUCUUUUGCACCCUGCAUCUAGUCACCAUCUUUGUUCACAUGUAUCUGGCGCUGCACGGCAACAAGCUGCUGUACCUGAAGAGAGGACCAAGUCCGCUUAAGCUCUAUUUCAUCAGUAAAGGCUUCCGUUGGUUUCACCUGCUCACGGCCAAUAUGCUGAUGAGCACUCAGCCAUCCCAGAAGACGCUGGAUGUGUCCUCCAAUUCAAACGAGGCAUUUGAAUUGACACCGCAACUGAAUAUUAACUGA
This is a messenger RNA of Drosophila miranda, 474 nucleotides long. RefSeq lists its product as uncharacterized. The record is from RefSeq and is a predicted model, not a curated record. The coding region runs from base 1 to 474 and encodes 157 amino acids. The transcript is spliced from 2 exons. NCBI's taxonomy places the organism in Eukaryota, Metazoa, Arthropoda, Insecta, Diptera, Drosophilidae.